Messenger RNA from Scophthalmus maximus (turbot), 1059 nucleotides. RefSeq names its product protein pitchfork-like. Gene Ontology annotation, molecular function: cytoskeletal protein binding. The record is from RefSeq and is a predicted model, not a curated record. Gene Ontology annotation, biological process: regulation of cell projection organization. Lineage: Eukaryota; Metazoa; Chordata; Actinopteri; Pleuronectiformes; Scophthalmidae. The transcript has 4 exons. Bases 155 to 850 code for a protein of 231 amino acids. Gene Ontology annotation, cellular component: ciliary basal body.
GUUCUAAACACUGUCACGCGUCGUGUCCGGUGGAUUCGUUGCGACCUGUUCGCUGCUGCUGCUGCUGUCGGAACUCCGGUGUCUCGUCCCUCGCCCUCCUCGGAUCACCGGCUGCGUGUGUGUGUGUGUGCGUGUGUGUUCUGGUUCUCUGAACAUGUCGGCGGCUCCUCCAGCCUUCGGCAGCUGCCAGGAGAGGAGACUCUUCCCGCUCCAUCACGCGCCGGACCGGCUGGGAGUCCUCCAAGCGUCGCGACGGGCGGCGCCGCACGUGGGCCCUGGCUGCUAUGACAACCACGAGUAUGGCACCAUGCUUCAUGACUCACAGAGGACACCGGGGAGCAAGAAAGGAUAUGUUCUCUCUGCGAGGACCGCAGCACGAUUUCCACCUUGCAGCCAGACUGUGAACCCUUCGCCUCAGCAGUACCAGCAGGAUCAGAGCCGGUCCAGAAUCGCCCCUCCUGCAAAAAACCCUUUCAACUCAACCGCAGAAAGGUUCAAAACCCUGUCACGUACAGCGGAGGACAGUCCAGGCCCCGGAACCUAUGCCCAGGAUGCGGUGACGAACAGGAAGGUGAGCUGGCCGAUGUGCUUCGGGAGCCCGGACUGGUCCAGGCUGCCUCAGCCGGAAAAGAAGUCGCUCAGGGUGAAGGUGGGUGACGCGGGGCCACAUCCUGAGAGUUCGACCAGAUGCCCCCUUAACAGUUGUGACUCCCAAAAAUGUAAAAUGCACAGGAAUUACUGCCUCGUGCUUGUAUGCGUUUACCAACCUUCUCCUAAGUUGUGGCGUUUAAUGACAGCUUCAACAUUAUUUCACGGCAAAGUUGACCUUUUGGAUAUAAAAAUGCCAUAAUUUCACCUUCGUCUGCUGCAAGACAUAAUAGCGAAUGGAUUUAGAGAUGCAAGUUAAUCGAUUUGUAAUCGACUACUAAAUUUACUAAGUCAACUAUUUCGAUAAUCGAUUUAUCAGUUCAAGUAGUUUUCAAAAUUCUAUGAUUUCAGCUUCUGAAAAUGUUAAUAUUUUCUGGUUUCUUUGCUCCUCUAUGACAGUAAACUAAAUAU